Linum trigynum is the source of this 4526-nucleotide messenger RNA. The record is from the annotation of a GenBank genome assembly. Lineage: Eukaryota; Viridiplantae; Streptophyta; Magnoliopsida; Malpighiales; Linaceae.
GUAACAAUAUUCCUUUACUCUUUCACUAUUUUUAACUUCAAAUUCUUUCAUUGGAGGAAAAUAAAUCAUACCUACUAAAGUAUAAUGUUGUUGAAAAUGGUGUUUCACAAAUGUAAAAUUUUGUUCCAUUAAAUUUUUUGUUUCUGUAAAAUGAGGGAGGAGAGAAAGAGUAUGCUAAUGGUAGAGAUAGUGGAUUCGGUGAUGGAUAAUGACAUUGUUGAGAAGAAGGAAGAGAUUGUUGAUAGCGGAUAUAUAAAUAUUAAUGAUGGGAGAAGAGAGUGAAUCGCUGAUAAUAUUUACGAUUUGGGUGAAGUCAUUCUACUAACGUUAAAAUAAUGUUUCACAUUUUCAAAAAAUUUACAACUAUAUUUUGAGAUUCAAUGAAAAGCAGGAGAUAAAGAAAAAACUAUUAAUGAUGAAUAUAAAGGUGAGUGAAAACGAAGUCACAUGAGAGAAUCUUUUGAUGGUGAAGCAAUCUAAAAAAAUGUCCAAAAGAACUUUUGUAGUUAUAUCUCAAAAAAUAAAAAAAUUCAAUAGUUUCUAACAGGGAGAGUAAAUUUCAAGUGCAAUCUUAUUAAUCUUUUUAAGGAAUUGGUUACCUUACAUGACUUUCGUAAUUUAAGUAAGUGAAUAAUUUAGAUUAUUUCAUCGUACCGAAUAAAACGUAACUUGAUUUGAGCAAUUACUAUUAUUGUUUAUACCAUUUACAUAAAUCAUCGGCCAACGGUCGGGCCCCAAUCUAAUUGUAUACAAAAUAUUUACCCUUAAUCCACCCAUAAAUUACAUUUAAUUCCAUCACUUUAGUUGUGCUCGCACUUGUCGUAAGAUAAUGAUUAUGCAUGUUAUUAAUUACCCUCUAACAACCCACUUUGAUUAAUUAUCACCACUAAUAUAUAUAUCUAGUGAUGGCAAUUUCAACCCGCCCCGCGGAGAUUACCCGACCUGACCCGCGAUGGGGCGGGUAUUACCCGACCCGCAGUAGCGUGGGGCGGGGCAUGGGUAUCUACUUCUGACCCACCCUGCCCCGCCCCGCCCCGUUCUAGACUCAUUUUAUCUCAAUUUCUUACAAUAUCUAUACAUAUUUCUCCUAUUUUAACUUUUCUUCAACUAGUUAGAGUCGAUCUUUCAACUUGUUAGGCUCAAUUAUCCAUUCUAUUAUCAAUAUUUUUCAAUCUUAAAGUGUUUUUUCCUACGUUUUAUUGUAAAAAGUAAAAUUUACUUGUAUUUUUUUUUGAACAACAUGUAAGAGUGGGUCGACCCACCCUGCCCCGUACCCGCACAAGUUUACCCGCCCCGACCCGUAGUAGCGUGGAACGGGGAAUGGGAAUUGAGGUACCCGCCCCGCCCCGCCCCAUUGCCAUCACUAUAUAUAUCCCACAUGCCACAAUACACGAACAUAGAUUAUAUAUAACCCUGCACUGUGCACAAAGUCUUCCCAGAGAGCUCUGUCACGACCUUAUUCUCGAUCGUACGACCAUAACUCUCAAUUUCGUUAGAGCGCUAGGAAGCCUUCUCUCAAACUCACAAGCAAGCAAAGAAGCAAGAACAAGAUAAAGAAGAUGGGAGAACUCUCUAGUGUGUAUUACUCUAAAAAAUGAUGGAAUGAGUACAAAUGAGGGAGAUGACUCCUUAUAUAGGCCUCUCCACAUACAAGGCAUCAAUGCCCCUCAUCACUACCCCACAUCAAUACAUCCAUAACGUCCCCCCAUAAUGCACUCUAUAAAUGUCACCCAUUAUGUGACUCAUAAUGCACUCUUAUUUGGAUAUUGAUGGUCGGUGGGAUAUCACUCACCUCUCCCGGUGGCUCUCGACGGACAUUCUCCAGAAGAUCACUGCUGUUAUGGUGGACCCUCUGUCUCCAAAUGCGGACCAAAUUUUCUGGAAGGUGUCAGCUGAUGGCCGGUUCACGACGAAGAGUGCCUACCAGCUGAAUCAGGCCGGACGCAUGGGUCAGAAUGACCAGAUUUGGAAGGACAUUUGGAAGCUGCCAAUUCCUGAACGGGUCAGAUGUUUUGUCUGGUUGGUUUUUCUCAGUCGGAUUGCUACCAAUGCCUUACGUUUUUGCAGGAGAUGCAGUGACACACCGGCAUGCGACAGGUGUGUAGACACCCCCGAGACGGUGCUCCACGUGCUACGCGAUUGCCCGCCGGCGCGAUUUUGUUGGGCUCGGUGGGUUCCGAUCGACAGACAAACGGAGUUCUUUCACAGAGACCAAGAGGAUUGGCUCCGCAGCAAUCUCAGCAACGAGGAUAUGAUGGAGUCUGGUUUGGUGUGGAACGAGUUCUUCAGCAUUGCUAUUUGGCUGAUUUGGAAGAACAGGUGCACGGUGUGUUUCAAAGGGGCAAGCAGAGCGUUCACAGCUCCGACUUUGGCUCAUUCGAUACAACACAAAUCCCUUCUCUGGCACAAGGCGUGGGCAGCUCCCUCUUUUAAGCCAGGUCGGUCAAUCUUGCAGGGGGACAGGAUCACCGAGCAGAUCAGGUGGCAACCUCCUAGCACAGGUUGGCGUAAGCUUAAUAUUGAUGGAGCUUCAGCUGGAAACCCAGGGACGGCCGGUGCUGGUAGGGUGAUAAGGGACGAGCAAGGGAGAUGGAUUGCUGGUUUUGUGGCAAAGAUUGGUGAAGCGACUGCAGCGCUAGCGGAGCUAUGGGCUUUCUACCAUGGGCUGAACCUGGCCUGGAAAAUUGGGUGUGACAGCUUGGUGAUCGAGUCGGACUCGCAAUUAGCUAUCCAGUUGAUAAACAACCGGAGAGACCCGGUGCAUCCUUACGCCUCCCUUCUUGAUGCUAUCAGGAGGAUGUUGGCUCAGAGUUGGCUGGUCAGGAUAGUUCAUACGUAUCGAGAAGGGAAUAGAGUGAGCUCUCGAAGCACAGUCUCGUCUAUCCCUACGGUACGCAUGAACUCUCUAAUCCGCCGAGUGAGCUCAUUCAGAUCCUUAGAGAUGAUGAUAUGGGUGUUUCUUUUGAGCGCCAAGUGAGGGCGCUUGUUGCUUUGUAACUCCCUCUUCUGCUUUCUUGGCCUCGGCCUCCUUUAUUGCAAAAAAAAAACCUCUCUUAAGGUGGAAAAUCCUAGGAGCAUAUCUAUGCUACUAGUCUUCCAUACACGCCACAUGUGCAGCCGCCAUGUUUUCACCUUGUUGGCAUCAUGUCAUCUGUCACAUGUGACAGCUCCCAUUGAAAACCAUGCAUAAACAUACCUCAUUCUCACACGUCUACACAACUAAUUAAUUGGCUUUAAAUCCAUAAUAGCUAUUUUAAUUGGGGGAUUGCUAAAUGUCGCCCUAAAUUUAUAUAAUCGCCCUAACUAAAAAUGUUAAAAGUACUUCUUUACCCCUUUAAUAUUUUUAUUGUUAGAGAAUAUUCUAUUGAAACAAAACACAAUCAACAACGAGUCACCUCCCGCGUGAAAUUUUCCGGUCACCUAGAACAAAGUCGACUGGGGAGGAGGGACGAUACCGAUAAGUUGAAACGAGCUUCACUCAACCUUUUCUAUAGAAGGUAACCAUCAUCAUACCUAUUCGUAAUCUACUUUUUCGUUUAUUUAACAAAUUCUAUUGAAAAGGAGAAGGGAGCAGUUCUUAAGUUUCACACAAGCAAAAAUGCUACGGAGCAAGUAGACAAAUUGAGAUGGGCAUCAACCCAUUGGCCACCAGACGUUCAUUUGUUAAUCAAAUCUGAACCUCGGUGCUACAUUUGGAGAAGAUAAAAAAUGGUUGCUGAAACGAGCUUCCACGGCGGUGGUAUUAGCGGCUGGAGGGGUGUAUAUAUGGUUCUUACGAUUACAGCGAUUAGAAAAUAUCAAAAUGAGUAAAUAAUUUAAGAAUUUUUUGUAGCAGAUAAAAAAGGGUUGCUGAAACGAACUUCCACGGCGGUACGACAGAGGAGAAGCGGCUGUUGGAGGAGUAGGACGGUAGCAAGACAGAGGAGGGUUGUUUGGAGCAAUCAUUUUUAACGGCGGAGCGACGUAUGGACUGUGGAUUUUUAGCGUCGGAGUUGGUUUGGAUUGCAGUCGGUCGGCGUACACGUGAAGUGGGGCGAGACCGCUCUCGUUGGAAGAAGAAGAAUAGAAGAUGAUGGAGGAUUAGAGAUUUUAGGGUUGUUUGUUUUGUGAUUUUUUUAUUGCUCAUUAAGGGUAAUUUAGUAAUUUACUAAUUUUAAGUUAGGGCGAUAAUAAUAAACUAGGGUGACGUUUAGCCAUUCAGAUUAUGCAACUACUUCCUUAACCAAAUGAAGUUCGUUCUUUCUCAGAAAUAAAAAAAAAUGAAGUUGGCUCUUUUCCCACUCCCCUAGCUACACUUAACCAAAUUCAAAUACAGGUUGACAUAGUCUAGGGAGAUUGUAACAUAACAAUAUAAUUUCUAUUUUGAUUCUAAUUUAUUACGAUGAUUCUCCUAUUAUUUGUAAUCUUAGGUAAAUAACUAGUCUCGAAAUGCGUUCGUCACCAUCACUGAGCACUAGUUAAUCAAAUGUGGCACAUAUUUAAAUCCUUACUCAUGACAUAGACGUAAAUAAACAGUUUAAGAAAGA